Cavia porcellus (domestic guinea pig) is the source of this 2468-nucleotide messenger RNA. It is a transcript of the gene Col9a3, whose product is annotated as collagen type IX alpha 3 chain. The coding region runs from base 91 to 2133 and encodes 680 amino acids. Gene Ontology annotation, molecular function: extracellular matrix structural constituent conferring tensile strength. The transcript has 32 exons. Gene Ontology annotation, biological process: extracellular matrix organization. The record is from RefSeq and is a predicted model, not a curated record. Gene Ontology annotation, cellular component: collagen type IX trimer. Lineage: Eukaryota; Metazoa; Chordata; Mammalia; Rodentia; Caviidae.
CGGAUGCCCAGCCUGCGCACUGCGCACCGCCCACCGUCUGCCACCGCCUGCCUGGCUGCCACCGCCAGCACUGCUCAGUGACCGCCAGCCAUGGCCCGAGCACCCAGCCUGGCCCUGCUCCUGUUGGGGCAGCUCCUGGCAGCCACCGCAGCACAGAAAGUGGGGCUUCCCGGCCCCCCAGGCCCCCCAGGCCCACCUGGGAAGCCAGGCAAGGAUGGCAUUGAUGGAGAGGCUGGUCCUCCGGGUCUGCCUGGGACUCUGGGAUCCAAAGGGACCCCAGGGAAACCAGGAAAGCCUGGAGAGGCAGGGCUGCCGGGACUUCCAGGAGUGGAUGGUCUGACUGGGCGGGAUGGACCUCCUGGACUCAGAGGUGCCCCUGGAGAGCGGGGAAGCCUGGGACCCCCAGGGCCGCCUGGGCUGGGGGGCAAAGGCCUCCCUGGACCCCCUGGAGAGGCAGGAGUCAGCGGCCUCCCAGGAGGGAUUGGCCUCCGUGGUCCCCCGGGACCCUAUGGACUUCCGGGACUGCCAGGGCCCCCAGGGCCUCCAGGACCUCCUGGGCAGCCUGGGGUCCUUCCCGAAGGUGCUACGGACCUGCAGUGCCCCGCCAUCUGCCCUCCAGGUCCCCCUGGGCCUCCAGGAAUGCCAGGUUUCAAGGGGCCCACGGGCUACAAAGGAGAACAGGGAGAAGUCGGCAAAGACGGCGAGAAGGGCAACCCCGGCCCGCCUGGCCCUGCUGGUAUUCUGGGUGCUGUGGGGCUACAGGGCCCUCGAGGAUUAAGAGGACUGCCGGGGCCGCUCGGGCCCCCUGGGGACCGGGGUCCCAUUGGAUUCCGAGGGCCCCCAGGCAUACCAGGAUCACCCGGGAAAGUGGGUGACAGAGGCGAGAGGGGCCCAGAGGGCUUCCGAGGCCCCAAGGGUGACCUUGGCAGACCUGGUCCCAAAGGGAUCCCUGGUGUGGCUGGGCCCGUCGGGGAGCCGGGUAUGCCAGGCAAGGACGGCCGCGACGGCGUGCCAGGACUUGAUGGCGAGAAGGGGGAGUCCGGCCGCCAUGGAGCACCAGGAGAGAAGGGUCCUGACGGGCUGCCAGGCCUCCCUGGACGAGCAGGGUCCAAAGGCGAGAAGGGAGAGCUGGGCCAAGCUGGAGAGCUGGGCGAGGCUGGCCCUUCCGGAGAGCCAGGCAUCCCUGGGGACGUGGGCAUGCCUGGGGAGCGUGGCGAGGCUGGCCACAGGGGCUCAGCGGGGGCCCUUGGCCCACAAGGUCCUCCUGGACCCCCUGGCGUCCGAGGCUUCCAGGGCCAGAAAGGCAGCAUAGGAGAUCCUGGCCUCCCAGGACCCCAAGGCCUCCGUGGUGAAGUGGGUGACCAGGGCCCAGGAGGUGCCACAGGCCCGAAGGGAGACCAGGGCAUCGCAGGUUCUGAUGGCCUCCCUGGGGACAAAGGAGAGCUGGGUCCCAGCGGCUCCGUUGGACCCAAAGGAGAGUCUGGCAAUCGAGGGGAGCUGGGCCCCAAAGGCAUCCAGGGACCCAACGGCACCAGUGGUGUCCAGGGCGUCCCGGGCCCCCCAGGGCCUGUGGGCCUGCAGGGCGUGCAGGGCGUCCCCGGGAUCACGGGGAAACCUGGAGUUCCGGGGAAAGAGGCCAGCGAGCAGCGCAUCAGGGAGCUGUGUGGCGGCAUGAUCAGCGAGCAAAUUGCACAGUUAGCUGCACACCUGAGGAAGCCUCUAGCACCAGGCUCCAUUGGUCGGCCUGGUCCAGCUGGGCCCCCAGGACCCCCAGGACCCCCAGGCUCCAUCGGCCACCCUGGUAUUCGAGGGCCUCCUGGAUACCGUGGUCCCACCGGAGAGCUGGGAGACCCUGGCCCCAGAGGAAGUCAGGGUGACAGAGGAGACAAGGGCGCCCUGGGCACAGGGCUGGAUGGUCCCCCCGGAGACCAGGGACUCCAAGGGCCACAAGGCGUACCUGGCAUCGGCAAAGACGGCCGUGAUGGCGCCCACGGUGAGCCUGGGCUUCCUGGCGAUGCCGGCCUUCCUGGCGCCGUUGGGGCUCAGGGAACUCCGGGGAUCUGCGACACUUCUGCCUGCCAGGGAGCCGUGUUAGGAGGGACCGGGGAGAAGUCUGGCCCUCGCAGCUCAUAGGAAGAACUGAAGGAAGGGAGAAUCGACGAUGCUGGAGGCUCUGGCCCCAGCCAAGAGCGAGGUCACCGGGAGCGGCCAGCAUGGCCAGCAGUCAGUCCACAGGCUCCUGGACUGCCGCGGCCACCAGGCCUCGCGUGGCGACGGUGCCACCGGCCCAGGUCCUGUCCACAGUGUUUCUGGCACCCACUCAUCUGCGACAAUACCUCAACCUCACAAUGUCCGGAGGGAGCGGGGUGCGUGUGGAAAGGCCUCUGUGACCCCGCAGGCUAAGACUGCGACUGGUUUACAUAGCGUUUGUGUAAAGACUGCACAGCCCCAAUAAAAUGAUACCCCAA